AUGAACUUCUCUGGCACCAAUGCUCGGAUCAUAAUGCUGGGUCUGGACGCUGCUGGAAAGACCACAAUUCUAUACAAGCUGAAGUUGAAUGAGGCAGUGUGUACAAUCCCCACUAUUGGGUUCAAUGUUGAGACUGUUCAACCCAUUCGUAAUGUGACCUUCACUGUUUGGGAUGUAGGAGGUCAGGACAGGAUUAGAAUGCUGUGGAAGCAUUAUUUUCAAAACACAGAUGGCCUUGUUUUUGUGGUGGAUAGCGCUGACCCUGAGCGCUUCAAAGAGGCCCGGUCAGAACUAGAAUCCAUCUUGGAAGCUAAUGAAAUGAAAGGAGUACCCUUCUUAGUUCUGGCUAAUAAGCAGGAUGUUUUUGGUGCCAGGAAACCAGGUGAACUGGUGGAGGAGUUGGAGCUGAGAAGCGUAAAAGGACACCAAUGGCAUAUCCAAGGAUGCUGUGCCACAACUGGUGAUGGGCUUGUGGAGGGUCUGGAGAUCCUCACCAACUUUGUGAAAGAGUUCAAGAAAAAAAAGCCAUACUGA
This is a messenger RNA of Staurois parvus, 534 nucleotides long. Lineage: Eukaryota; Metazoa; Chordata; Amphibia; Anura; Ranidae. The record is from the annotation of a GenBank genome assembly.